AAGAAGACAUAGAUUCUACUAACCGAAACAAAUGAAUGGUGACAACGCAACAUCGAUAUUCCGAACGAAUUAUGAUUUACCAGUUAUACACAAUGCUACAAAAGAUAUAUUCUUGAAUGACGUGUAUCCAAAGAGAAAACCUGUUAUUUUGAGAGGAAUAGACAUUGGGCCAUGCAGAGAGAAAUGGUCAGUUGACCAUCUCAGAAAAUUUGGAGGGGACAAGGAGGUGAAGAUUCAUGUGUCCACUACUCCACAGAUGGAUUUUUUAAAGAAAAAUUUUGUUUACAGAUCAUUACCAUUUUCAACUUUUGUACAAAGGGCAGCAGAAGAAAGACAUUCCGAGUUUUUCCUUUCUGAGGAAGAGCAUUACUACCUGAGGGCUCUAGGGGAUGAUCCUAGAAAAGACAUAGCAGAUAUUCACCAUCAGUUCCCGGAGUUGGCUGCUGACAUCCACUUGCCCGAGUUCUAUGAGCCAUCCAAGUUCUACUCCAGCGUGUUCCGUAUAGCAUCACCAGGAGUACAGUUGUGGACCCACUAUGAUGUAAUGGACAACCUGCUUAUACAAGUCAAUGGCCGCAAGCGGGUGGUGCUUUUCAGCCCUAGAGAAGUGGAAAAUUUAUACUUGAAUGGAGACAAGUCAGAGGUCAUUGACAUCGACAAUCCUGAUCUGGAGCGGUUCCCCAAGUUUCCAGAUGCAGAACGACAUGAGGGAUUCCUCGACCCAGGCGACAUUCUCUUCAUUCCUGCCCUUUGGUUCCAUAAUGUGAUCUCCCUGGAGUUUGGUGUUGCUGUGAAUGUAUUCUGGAAACACCUCAGCCCAAACCUCUAUGACCACAAGGACACAUAUGGCAACAAGGACCCCCAGCCAGCCGCCAGAGCCACCCAGAUCCUAGACCGUGCUCUGAAGACCCUAGAGGAGCUGCCGCCCGAGUACCGGGACUUCUACGCCCGUCGACUGGUCACAAGGAUCCAGACCAAAGCCUACAUGAAACAGGAUGACUCUGUUUCAUGACAUCAGUGUUGUUUGCUAUUGUGUAAAUAAAUGCAAUUAAAUGUUUUUGAAGAAACCUAA
Molecule: messenger RNA, 1072 nt
Organism: Haliotis rubra (blacklip abalone)
Lineage: Eukaryota; Metazoa; Mollusca; Gastropoda; Lepetellida; Haliotidae
Product: tRNA wybutosine-synthesizing protein 5-like
Exons: 7
Coding region: 32-1012 (326 amino acids)
Biological process (GO): wybutosine biosynthetic process
Molecular function (GO): 2-oxoglutarate-dependent dioxygenase activity; tRNA binding
Source: RefSeq, a predicted model, not a curated record